This is a messenger RNA of Erpetoichthys calabaricus (reedfish), 946 nucleotides long. It is a transcript of the gene pde6gb, whose product is annotated as phosphodiesterase 6G, cGMP-specific, rod, gamma, paralog b. The record is from RefSeq and is a predicted model, not a curated record. The coding region runs from base 365 to 628 and encodes 87 amino acids. Gene Ontology annotation, cellular component: mitochondrion; photoreceptor outer segment membrane. Gene Ontology annotation, molecular function: cGMP binding; 3',5'-cyclic-nucleotide phosphodiesterase activity. The transcript has 4 exons. NCBI's taxonomy places the organism in Eukaryota, Metazoa, Chordata, Cladistia, Polypteriformes, Polypteridae. Gene Ontology annotation, biological process: positive regulation of epidermal growth factor receptor signaling pathway; visual perception; positive regulation of G protein-coupled receptor signaling pathway.
UAGUUCGGGUAUUCAUUGUUGGCUUGGCUUGAAGAGCUGCAAACCGACAAUAAAUAAAGUCAAAUGUUUGGUGAGAUGUUCUUUAGUAGGUAGGAGAGUAGACCAACCGAGGAGAAAGGCGACGAGUGGGAUUGACAUCUGAGUUAAACAAUUCCACUAAAAGACGGGAAUUGACUUCUUGUCGGCUGGAAUUAAAUGAUCGGCCUGGGUUGUAAUUGCUGCUUCUGGAAGUUUCCAAAGCAACAAAACAAAAGGCACAGGUAAACAGCAAAAAUAUUUUCCACACACUUGCAGUCUUCCGUUUCAUCUUCUUGAUUUAUUCUUCUGAUCCCACCAAUACCACAGACCGCAAACCUCUGCCAUAAUGAAUCUGGAGCCCCCCAAAACGGAGAUAAAGUCAGCCACCAGAGUGACUGGCGGGCCUGCCACACCUCGCAAGGGGCCCCCCAAAUUCAAACAGAGACAGACCCGUCAGUUCAAGAGCAAGCCCCCCAAGAAAGGGAUCCAAGGCUUUGGUGAUGACAUCCCUGGAAUGGAAGGCCUUGGCACAGAUAUCACGGUCAUCUGUCCUUGGGAGGCCUUCAGUCACCUGGAGCUUCAUGAACUGGCGCAGUAUGGCAUCAUCUGAGAAUCCGGACAAAAAGUGGGCUUCACUUCCACAGAGACCAAUUUCAUUAUCUUGUGGAGUGGAUGGUUCUGUAAAAGUAAUACAAAUAAAAAAAAAAAAAAAAAAAAAACAGAAGAAGAAAUAUUCUGCAUUUCUCCAACCCCGUCGCCUGCUCUCUCAGUGAAGCUUACCCUUAAGGAUUUAUGGACUCUUAGGCCUAUCCUUCCAUUUUGUUUUUUUACUUUGCACUACAUCUCUUCUUUUGAAAUGUGUCACCAGAAGAACUGGUCACCGGUGAACAAGCAAGAACUGGAGCCCACAGACCAACUGAACAAAACA